CAGGAUAGCAGUGGAACUGUUGCCGAGCUAUGUUGAAAAAUACAGCCUAUCAACGGUGCAAUCAAAAAGAAAAAAACAUAGGUCUCUAUAGGCUCUGGCUGAAAUGACGCAAAGAGUUGUCGUUCAGUUUGACGGCCAUGGCAUGCCUGUUCUCUUGUAGGCCAGUGCUCUGCAACCGUUGCUGGUUCUUGCCCAACAGUACUUAAAAAUAUGCCAUUGUACAGCACCGCGUCUUCGCAGAGCAACACGACAGAGUGAGCGCAGUAGCCUAAUAUGUAAAAGUGGGUGUGCAGCAAUAGGUCGAGUUAGAGACGCUGCCGGUGAUAAAUGUAGCGCCACAGAGCAGAGGGAGGCUGGGCAAAUAUUAUUACUCGCAGUAUUGUGGAAUACCAACGCGACGACGGGUAAAUAAAUAUCCUGGUGCGCAUCGUUGACAGACGGAUAAACGGGUUAUCCAGUCAGUCGCCUACCCCGUGCCCUGACAUAUCGCCUCGCCUACGCAUGUGAGUUCCAGUCGUCAGAUCACACGAAGAGCAGCCGCAUGAUCGUUUUCAUAAUGCGGGCGUGAAUCGGCAACAGUAACAGUAAAGGAGAGAGGGGAGGAGUACGCAGGGAGAGCGAUCUGCUUUCCCCGCCAGACUAACGGGAGGAGAGAGAGGGGGAAAGCAACACUCCCAAGAAUGUCGAAUCGAAAACACCGGGAUAACCAGGAGAUAUGCGCUCGCAGGGUGAGGGAGCUCGCGCAGGCAGCCGUCAACAAACACUGCUUCGAGUGCGGGCAGCCCGGGGUGACAUAUAUCAAUAUCACCAUCGGCUGCUUCGUGUGUACGUCGUGCUCCGGAAUGUUGAGAGGACUCAACCCUCCCCACAGAGUCAAGUCCAUUUCCAUGACAACCUUCUCCCAACAGGAAGUGGAGUUUCUCCAAAACCAUGGCAACGAGGUUGGGAAGAGGACUUGGCUGUGCACCUUCGACCCAAAAGCAGACGGAUGUUUUGAUGCUCGAGACUCCCAGAAACUAAAAGAGUUUCUGCAAGACAAAUAUGAGAGGAAGAAAUGGCAUUUUUCAAAGAGCAAGAACCGUAGAGACAUAGAUGGCCCCUUCAGCCCGGGGGUUCCGAACAUGCCCACCGUCCAGAAUCAGCCUCAUGGACAUCCCAUGGCCCACGCCGCCCACGCCGCCCAUGCCGCCCACGCUGCCCAUGCCGCCCAUGCUGCCAGGCCCACACGCACCCUGUCCCAGAAUCAGAUGGCCACCUGGGACAGACCCCCUAUGGUGUCCCCUGCUGACAUUCGCACCGACGUCUUUACUGCCAGGCCAACCCGCUCGCAAAGCUUCAGAGACCCUCCAUUGAAAGAUGCUUUCAUCAGUGGGAUGGAGAGACAAAGGCCUGGGUCAAUGUCCGCAGGAAUGGCAGCCCAGAAUCACCCCACGUCCUUUCCAGCCCUCCCUCGUCCAUCAGGUCGCAGCCUCUCUGGAUCUGGCGGUGGAGCUCCUUUCAGGGCGUUUCCCAAGUCGCUCAGUGUGGACUUUGGGGGUCUUGGUCAUCAGCCGCAUGCCACGCUCAGCACUGCCACCGCCCCGCCCGCUGCUGCCCCCACCAAAGCAGCGCCAGCGCCGCCCUCCCAGGACAGAUAUGCACCCCUCUCUCAGCUCGAUAGUGUCUUCUCUGAGAGCACGCCUGCCAAUACAGCCCCAUCUACUGGCCCAGCUCAGUACAACGCCAUAUUUGGCAACAGAGUGUCAACCAGCUCCACUCCUCCUACAAGUUCUCCUGAUGUUGCAGACCCAGACAUCCCAAGUUUCCCAAAUUUCCCCAACCCGUUCAACGUUACCUCCAGUACCCAGCCUGCACUCUCUCCAAGCAACCCUUUCAAGUGUGUCUCGUCAGAUGAUACCAGUGCGUUCGUCUCCAAUCCAUCAUCCAUAUUCCCUCAAUCAGCUUCCUUCCCGGCACCCACCACUACCCAGAAUGCA
Engraulis encrasicolus (European anchovy) is the source of this 1976-nucleotide messenger RNA. It is a transcript of the gene agfg2, whose product is annotated as ArfGAP with FG repeats 2. The record is from RefSeq and is a predicted model, not a curated record. Gene Ontology annotation, molecular function: GTPase activator activity. Lineage: Eukaryota; Metazoa; Chordata; Actinopteri; Clupeiformes; Engraulidae. The transcript is spliced from 11 exons. Gene Ontology annotation, cellular component: cytoplasm; membrane. The annotation marks the transcript as partial.